Plasmodium cynomolgi strain B is the source of this 321-nucleotide messenger RNA. RefSeq lists its product as hypothetical. The annotation marks the transcript as partial. Lineage: Eukaryota; Apicomplexa; Aconoidasida; Haemosporida; Plasmodiidae. The record is from RefSeq and is a predicted model, not a curated record. The transcript has a single exon.
AUGAACCUAAACUUGAGGAGGCACAUUAAGCCCAUAUGCCACAUUAAGAAUAUUUUUUUCAGGCGGGAAAAUCUUUUGGGGGACAAAACAUGGCGGGAAAUUAUACCCCUUGGAGAUGGUCAUGUAUAUAAGCAAACGCAGGUGGUGCGUUGUUGGCCCCAUUUUUACAACGAGUCUUUUGUAGUUCCCAUUAGAACGAGUGAAGACAUGGGUGCGUACCAAAUGAGGAGGGACAGGGGGGGCACGGUGCGGAAGAAGUUGAGCCGAGAGAAGAAGAAAACGCAGAAGAAGCAGAAGAAGGAAAAAUCGGCCGAUGUGCAC